Molecule: messenger RNA, 1599 nt
Organism: Lottia gigantea (owl limpet)
Lineage: Eukaryota; Metazoa; Mollusca; Gastropoda; Lottiidae
Exons: 5
Coding region: 1-1599 (532 amino acids)
Source: RefSeq, a predicted model, not a curated record
AUGAGCCGUGUUGAAAAAGUCGCACAAUGGUUCAUCUGGACUUCCUGGUGUUGCGGUGUUCUUACAUCAGUUCUGGACCACACUCAUGGAACGACAUUCGUGUUUAUGGCACCGUUUUGCGACGAGUACUUUCCUGUCAACGUUGUGGUCAGAUGGCGAUAUGGUGCCAGGUUUCGGACAGUGGUCACCAUCAAAGGAACCUAUAAGAAGUUUAUUUUAUCAAUGGGUGAAGAGUUUCCAUUCACUCGACUGCCAUGUAAACAACUGAAAAUGAAUGGAAUUACAUAUUCUGGUGCCAUUGUUGCCACAUCUAAGGAAGACAUUAUGGUGUACGUCCAAUACAAGCAAGAUAACUUCUUGGUGUUUCCAAUAACAUCAUUGUCAAAGCAGUACAUAGUCGUGACGGAUCUUCCUAGUUAUAUGGACAAAGCAUUUCUAGCUAUAACGACCCCAAGUAAAUCAGUGGUACGAAUCAGAAUUCCCAGAGACAUGAAAAGCUUUGUGGUGUUUAAUGAAGGAAGGUUUUACCCUGGUGAAACCAUCAGUGUUUCUCUAAGUCGUUACGAUGUUCUUAUGAUCGACUGUGAAUGUGACUUAACUGGUGUGAAUGUGGAAUCUGAUACUGGAGUCGUGGUUGUCAGUGGGUCUUAUAAGAAAUCAUCAACGUUGGUGAUCAUCGAAGAAUGUCUUUCAGCGGGAGCCUGGGGAAAACAUUUUGUAUUACCUAUAGAGUUUUGGAUGAAGAACGCCUCUUUGAAAAUCUUAGGCAGAAACAAUUCCAUAGAAGAACUUCAUAUUUCAACAGACAACCAAACAGAAUCUUACCAAACAACAAAUGGAAUAUUUUAUUUUCCUAUAUAUGCAAAGGAAUAUAUUUAUGUGCAGUCGAAAUCCCCAAUUUACGUGGUGUAUACGUUGGACGUCAUACUUACUGAUAAAACAUAUACAAUGUCAAUACUAAUAAACGGAGUUCCCUUAGAACAAUUUCCAAAGUUUCUAUGUGAUUCUUUCUCAACUCCCACUGGUGCAACGUGCUUCGCGGGAAUUGGAAACGGAACUCACUUUCAAAGUAUGUUUUAUCAGCCCGUGGAGACUUCUCAAGAUGGUGAUUGGUAUUUUGUGAUUGUUCAGAAAGACACGGGCUUAGUGACGAUUCCAAAAACCAAAUACGUUUGGUCCCACUCUCUGCGUCUGUCAGAGGAAGACCGCAAACGCUUCAUAUACUCAGGUGCAUUCAGACAAUCACAUCUUUAUGAUUCGUGCAUUAUGGACACAUCGGCUCAUAUAGCAGUCAAUGACGGAAUGGAUAACGAUUGUGACGGGAUUGUGGAUGAAGAGUACAUCAACAGCAAAGAUGAUGAUGUGGACAACAAUAUUGAUGAAGAUACCUCAUCCAAUGAUGCUGUGUGUGUUGUGGAUUAUAACUACGGACAGUCUCCAAAAACUUGGAUCCUUCUUUCAAAUCCAAUGAUAGCUAUCUUAAUAUCAAUUAUGAUUGCUGUUACUGGUGUUGGAGCAUUUAUAGGAGGUAGUGCUCUGAUUGAAAUUCUUCAAGGAGGACAUCCUACACGACCAUCUCGAGUUGAACCAGUGGAGUGA